CCUUGGAGAGCUGAUGUGCGGCGCGCGCGUCCAAACGCUGCUGCUCUGAGAGUCUCUCAGGUUUCAGGAAGUGUCGGAUUUGCUCUAUAUUAUGGUCGUGCAGCCGUGAUCCGCGGUGAUCAUCCUUCUGGAUCUCCGCUCGGGCACCAUGUCCACCCGGCACAGCCCGAAGUGUGCGCUUCUUCUCGCGGUCUGCGCGCGCGUCGUGUCCGUGCUGACGCUCUGCUGCCUCGGGAGAUUGUUUACAGCCGCUGCCUAUCCGGAUCAACACAACACUUCAGAGCGUUAUGAGGUGAUUGAGCCAUACCUGCUCAUUGAAGGACAGCAGAGACCGGUUAGUCUCAUCAAGUCACUGGGUCAUCCUGCAUCAUUGAAGGUGCUGAUCGAAGUGAGCGGCGAGCAGCUCUUACUGGCUUUGUGGAAAAAUGAAGGGUUGUUCGCUAGUCAUUACACAGAAACACACUACCUGGAGGAUGGAGUUGCCGUCACCACCUUACCUAAUGUCACGAUUCACUGCUACUAUCAUGGUGAGGUGGUGGGUCACCUGGGGUCAGAGGUCACCAUCAGCACCUGCACAGGACUCAGAGGCCUGAUUUCACUUGAAGAUGAAGUGUAUGUCCUGGAGCCGAUGCAUGAGGGAAACACUCACCGUCUGUACAGAGGACAACAUCUAAAACUCACCCAGGGAACUUGUGGACACGGUCAUAAUAUUUCACAGCCUGCAGAGAUGUUCAACACUACAGUCUUCAGCUCUCACAGCGCUCGGGUGAGCUCAGAUUGACACACAGCACCCAGUAUUCCUGUUUAAGGGGUCAUGA
Molecule: messenger RNA, 818 nt
Organism: Danio aesculapii
Lineage: Eukaryota; Metazoa; Chordata; Actinopteri; Cypriniformes; Danionidae
Gene: adam12a
Product: disintegrin and metalloproteinase domain-containing protein 12
Exons: 6
Coding region: 149-781 (210 amino acids)
Source: RefSeq, a predicted model, not a curated record